AUGGAAAAUAUCAAUAACAUGGAUUUUUUGCGUGGACGAUGCCAAGAAAUUCCAGAUGUUCGAUCAAAAGUGAUACGCAUUUUUCUCAGUUCCACAUUUACAGAUACACUUGCCGAAAGAGAUUCAUUAAUCGAAAAUGUUUUUCUAAAGCUCAAAGAUUAUUGUCGUCAAAAAUACGGUCUCGAAUUUCAAUAUGUAGAUAUGCGAUGGGGAAUUCCAAAUGAAUCAAGUAACAGUCAUAGUGAAGUUCAAACAUGUAUCAAUGAAAUUGAAAUUUGUAAAAAAUAUUCCGUAGCUACAAAUUUUAUAGUAUUGUUAAGUCAUCGCUAUGGUUCUCGUCCGACACCAGCAAUUAUUCCUGCUACGCUCUUCGAAAUUUUAUACGAAAGAAUUCGAUUGAAUUCCAAUGAUGAUGAUGAUGAUGAUAUAUUACUUUCUCAAUGGUAUAGACUCGAUACGAAUCGUAUACCAGCUGUUUAUAUUCUUCAAUCGACCUCAUCGAUUUUAUCAAAUAUUAAUUCUUCAAAUACAGAUGAAAUGAAACAAGCCGAAAAGGAAUGGAAAAGAAUUGAUAAUCGUAUUCGAACUUGUCUUCGUAGAGCAGCGGCCAAAUGUUUCGAACAAGGAGAAAUUAAUCAAGAUCAAUACGAUGAUUUUUUUAUAUCGAUUACUGAAAAAGAAAUUCUCAAUGGUAUUCUAACAGCACCAGAUGCUAAUCAACGUACUUUAUGUUUUUUACGAGAAAUUGACGAUAUUCACGAGCAUUUACUCGAUAGUAAAGCAUCAAAAUACAUCGAUGUACAGUACUCAAAAACCGGAGAACCAAUUGUUGAUAAUGAAGCUGAGACAUUACUUAACAAUUUAAAAUAUAAUCGUUUACCAAGUAAAUUACAAUCAUCAAAUAUAUUCUCCUAUAAAGUUCAUUGGACAUCAAAUGGAAUCAAUCGGCACGAUCAUAGUGAAUAUUUAACUCAAUUUAAUAAUGAUUUUUAUCAUGCCGUUAAACAACAAAUCGAUCAAUGUGUUAAAUCUCGUGUUUUAAUCAAUUCAAAUCCAUUAGAACAUGAAGUCAUGGAACAUGCAAUUCAAUGUAAAACAUAUUCAACAAAAUUUCAUAGUCGAAGCGAUAUACUUGAUCGAUUAAAAGAGUAUAUCAUGAAUAAAAAUGAGCAUCGUGCAUGUGUCGUAUAUGGUGAUUCAGGAUGUGGAAAAACGAGUGUAUUAGCGAAAACAUCAUUUGAAGUAUUAAAAUGGUGGUCCGAUCGAUCUGUUUCAGUUAUAUUACGUUUUCUUGGAACAACACCUUCAUCAUCAACAAUCCACAAAACUCUUGUUUCUAUAUCUGAACAAAUUUGUCAAUUAUACAAUUUAUCUAUGGAAAUUUAUCCCGAUAUACUUCAAUUACGAUGUCAAUUAGAAACUGAUUUACUUUCUAAAAUUCCCGAUAAUGAAUAUCUUCUAUUAAUAUUUGAUUCCAUUGAUCAACUUCAACAAGAUGCAUACGAUUGUCAAUGGUUACCAAAAACUUUUCCAAAAAAUAUUAAAUGUAUCGUUUCAACUUUACCUGAUCAUGGUGGAAUACUUUCAAAUUUAAACUCAAUAAUAAAUUAUAAUCAAUUAUCCAAUGAAAAUAUUGAACAUUUAUUUAUUUUUGUACCACCAUUCGAUGCAUCAACUGUCGAAAUAAUCUACAAUGAUUGGCUUCAAAUAAAACAACGUACAUUGAGUAAUGAACAACGUUUAUUCAUUACUCAAUGGAUAAAAGAACGAAAUGCAAUUGUUCCUUUAUUUAUGAAACUUGUUUUCGAUAUUUUAUGUACAUGGCAUUCGUAUGAUACAAUUGAUAAUCAAUUGAAAACAUGUCGUACAGUUGAUGAUUGUAUUUUAUAUCUGUUUAAUCAAUUACAACUCAAACAUAACAAUGUUUUAUUUCGUCGUGCACUUUCUUAUAUGACAGCGUGUCGAAGUGGAAUUAGUCAAAAUGAAUUAGAAGAUGUACUUUCACUUGAUGAUGAUGUUCUCAAAAGUGUUUUUGAACAUUAUAUUCCACCGAUACAACGUUUACCUGGCAUUCUAUGGACAAGAAUCAGAAAUGAUCUCGAUGAAUAUAUCACAGAAAAAGAAGUUGAUGAUUCACCCGUCAUAUACUGGUAUCAUCGGCGUUUUAUUGAAAUUGUCAAUGCUCAGUAUCUAUCGAAAACAGAUGAAACAGAACGAACGCUUAUUUUUAGUAAUAUGAUCGAUCUUUAUACUGAAGCUUGGAAAGAAAAAAAUAAACCGUUAAAAAUUGACAAUAAAAAAUUGAUCGAUAAAUAUCAUUUAUUUGAAUCGAAUGGAGAGAUUCAAGCUAACCGAUUGAUUACAUCACAGCCCAUCGAAUUCAUCGAUGAUUACGGUCAAAUUCAAUAUAAUAAACGAAAAUUAAACGAAUUGCCAGAAAUUCUAUGUAAAUUAUCACCAAAUUUAGCCAUACCGAUCGCUGUCAAUAAAGUAUUUUUCAAUUAUUCAUUUAUGCAUGCUAAAACUCAAUGUUCCAGUUUUGAUGAUAUUGCUUUUCUCAUGCAACAUUUCAAAGAAACUUCAAUACAGCAAUUAUCGAAGGAAGUACUCGAUAUGAAACAGGAAAUAGAUAUAUUAUUAAUGAUUUAUAUGAUUGUCGGUCGUCUACUUGAAGAAUAUCCAAACAAUUAUGUUUUUGAGUUUUCAUCACGUCUACUGAAUUUUUUCGGUAUUAAACCGAAUAUAACUCAUCUUAUUAAACAAUUUGAUGAGCAAAGUAUUAAUCAUUGGUCUUUAAUUGUACCUUAUUGUCAAAUGCAACCACCUGGAAGUGGUUUAGUUUAUUCAAUGAAUAAACAUACAGCAUCAGUGACUCAUCUGGAUUUAACAGACGAUCAAACAGCAGCUAUUUCUCUAUCAAAUCGAAUUGUUGUUAUCGAUAUGACAACUGGACGAACAGCAUUAGAUGUUAAAUUACCUGUAUUAAAUGAAUCUUAUUUGAAUUCAACAACAUUACCUAAUAUUUCUUAUUCAAAUGAGACCAAAUAUACAAACAUUCCGAAUAAAAAUUAUCAACAAUUUCAUUUUCUUGUUAAUUCACUUCAUCAUAUGUAUUUCGUAUCGGCAGAUGAUAAAGUUAAAUUUGAGAAAAUAUCAAAUAUUGGCUUUAUGAUAGUCGAAAUACUUGAUUUAAAACAUGGUCUUUGUAUAAUUACAGAACUUGAUGGUAAUUCUAUUGAAUGUUGGGAUCUUAUACAUAAUCGUCAAGUUGCUCGACUCGAUUCUUUUUCAUCACAAAUCAAAUAUGUGUUUUGUAUUCGUUCAUAUAAAAUGAUUGUUGUUGUUUGUCAGGAUGGAAUGACGAAUUUUUAUUCGAUUAUGGAUUUACAUCAAACAUCAUUUACUCAUCGCGGUUCGACUCAAAUUGAUCAACAUGUAAAUUUAAUUGCUGUUGAUGAAUCAAAUUUGAUUUACACUUACGAAGGAAGUGCACCGAAUGAUUUCAUAUAUAUUAAUUUGAAAUGUAUUCAUGAGAGUAAAAAUAUUCUAUCCGAUACUGAUAUUAUUAAAAAGGCAAUUACUUUCGAUAGACCAAUUGAAACUAAAACAAUUAAAAAAAUUGUAUUACCAAAUAGAACAAGAUUAAAUAUGAAUUCUACUGAAUCGUUCCAUUCUCCACUGUUUAUAGCAAUGACAACAAAUUGUUUAUGUGUUAUUCAUCAAUGUGAAGAUCAGAAUUUCUCUUAUGCACGUAUUGAUGGUUAUUUUGAUAUUGUGGCAAUGCAUGAAAACAAUCAAAAUACGAUUUAUACUGCUCGAGGAGGUAUUAUCGAUAUAUUCGUUUGGAAAUGUAUUAAAACUGACGAAGACACAUGUUCACAUACAUAUGAACUAUAUGCUUCGAUUGAUAUAAGUUCAUCACCAGUCACUGGAAUAAAACCAGUAAUUGGAUCGACAUUAAUUUUCCUUUGUUCAUUGGCAAAUGGUGCAAUUCAUAUAUAUCAAACUGAACAAUUACAUGAAGCAUACAAAGCUGUACCAUCAUUUCCACGUACGAAGAAUGUCAUUGCAACUGUUCAACUUCAUGAUACUAUUGCAAUAACACUUGAUAAUGAACGACGAGAACUUGCAAUAUGGUCAUAUCAACAUUCGACAUCGAUCGAUUCCAUUCGUCUCUAUUCAGAUCCAUUGAUGGUUAAUGAAUUCGCUAUUAUAUCAAAUAAAUUCAGUUCCAAUAUGAUUUUUAUUUUAAUAAUUUUGAAUAAUCAUCGAAUAGAAAUCUAUCCAUGUGAACUACUUCAUCAUGAACCUGUCUUUGUUCUUCAGCUACAUUCACCGACUAGAGUUCAUUCGACUACAUACGGUGAUUUUCUUCUGUUGACAAAUACAGGUUCAUUAUGUUCGAUUGUUCAACAAACAAGUUCAUAUGAUAAUAUCGAAUUCAAACAAACAAAUAAUAUACAAUUAAAUAUUCCAUGCUCGAUGAUGUUUAGUACAAUUGUUAAUCUUGAUUCAAAUGAAAGUCUAGUUGUAUUUGAUGAUAAUUUACAAUCAAUAGCUAUUUGGACUCAUACUUGUUUAUUAAUAUAUAUCGAUAUAACUCAUUCAGAGCAUUUACUAUCAUUAAAUUUGAAAAAUUAUUCGAAUGAACAAACUCAAGAUUCUAUAUUAUUACAUUUUAAUGAUAAAUCUCUUGUUAUAGAAAAUGAAUGUGAACAAAUAUGUUUAAAUGAAACAGCAACAUAUGUUUUUGUUGUGAUUAAACCUCGCAUUUUGUUUAUGUAUCGAGUUAAUAAUGGUCAACAGAUGGCUAAAUUAUUUCUCUAUGAUUCUGUGAUAUCGAUGAGAGUAAAUAAUGAUUUUAUUGUUUUCGCUAUGAAUGACAGACGUUUACUAACAUUGAUGAUUGCUGAUCCAAAUGAUCCAAAUGUUCAAAAGAAAAUUCAAGCAUUACCUAGUCGAAAUUCUCAACGAGAAAUUCAAUCAAACACUUUUCAGCUCAUACAACAUCUACAAAAAUGUACUGAUAUGGAUUUAAAUGAUCAUGAUGACGACGAUGAUGAUGAUGUUGUUGAGAUUAUGAGACCAAAUUAUCCAAGGCGUCUCUCUGUUUUUCGUUUUGUCAAUCACUUUCAGGAAUCAAAUACAAAUGAAAAUGAAAACAAACUCAUAGAAUCAGUUCCCAACGAUUCUCAUAAUGAAGUUGAAUUUUCAAACAAUGCUUCAACAACAGUCACACAACAACAAAUAAAACAUGAUAUGAAUGAUAUUCAUCAAAAAGUAGUUGAGUACGACCAACAACAACUAACAGGUGUUCAAUUAGCAAAUGUGGGUAACCGAAAUUUGAAAAUUAUCAAUAACUAUUCGGUUACAUCAAGUACAUGCAGUUUGUUUUGA
This is a messenger RNA of Adineta steineri, 5397 nucleotides long. The record is from the annotation of a GenBank genome assembly. Lineage: Eukaryota; Metazoa; Rotifera; Eurotatoria; Adinetida; Adinetidae.